Epithele typhae is the source of this 3072-nucleotide messenger RNA. RefSeq lists its product as uncharacterized. The coding region runs from base 1 to 3072 and encodes 1023 amino acids. The transcript is spliced from 2 exons. The record is from RefSeq and is a predicted model, not a curated record. Lineage: Eukaryota; Fungi; Basidiomycota; Agaricomycetes; Polyporales; Epitheliaceae.
AUGCCUCUUCCACCUCCAGACAACCUGCCACCCAGUCCAGCACGCGACGAGAUUCGUCAACGCAUCAGCGAGAUCGAGGCCGGAGCCGUCGAUGGGCUGACAUCCGCUCUGGAAGACGAGCGGCGGGCCCUGUACACCAAGUGGAACAGCACGCUUCCCAUUCAAACCCGUCUGCCCAUCGAGCUCCUCCUCCGUGUCUUCGCCGCCUGCUUCCAGCCCGCUCGCCCCGUCGAUGACGAUCCCAAACGGACCCACAGACGGCGCAAGGUGCUCCUCCUCGUCUGUCGGGCGUGGCGCGAUCUCAUCGAGUCUGCGCCUGAUCUAUGGACUUUCAUCACCACACACAUGCCCCGACGACUCUACGAGCUCGUCCUGUCCCGCUGCAAGCAUGCCACGCUGGAUAUCUCCUUCGACCGGGAGUCGGAAUGGUUAUUUGGGGGUGUCCCUCUCUCCCCCGACCUCGCACCUCUCAUCCUUCCCGAAGAAGACGUUCCGGAAAAAGGCGAUGAUGAAGACGAGGAGAGCCAGACGGGCGAUGACGAGUUCGUUGACGAGUGGAUUGUCCCCGAUGAUGAGGGUAAAUCGUCCUGGUCGGAGGCUGCCGGGAUAGCCAUCGUCGCUCACUCGCACAGGAUCCGCACUCUAUCGUUAUCAGACGAUGGCGCUCGCCACCCCCGCAAGUAUUCGAUGUCGUUUCUCCAAGCCCUCUUCUGCGAUAGAGCCUGGCCCGCUCUCGAAGCGUUGUGCGUCGAAGAUGCCGGAGCGGUGAAGGGUAUUCUCUGCGUCACCUCGAACUUCUUCCCGAACCUUCAGCACCUCCAGCUUGAAGGCGUGAUGUUCCCCAUUGAGCCGACGAUGUUUCCUCGCUUCAGGUCGCUUGACCUCAGCGGUGCAAGGACUCGGUGGCUACCCCUCGAAGACCUUCUCAUCUGUCUCUCCUCGGCCCAUUACCUUGAAGAACUGUCGCUGGCUGUGGAUGGUCCUAUAAUCAGCAACUCACACGAGGUGGCUCAUCCACCCCAACUUCGUCUUCCCUUAGAGCUACCGCAUCUGUCCUCUCUGGGAAUCGGUUCCAACAGUAACGACGAGAUGGUGUUGCUCCUUCGCGCCUUCCCUCUCAUCAGGUCCCCUACUGCUCUCGACUUUCUGUACAUUUCCAACGAUGACUGGCGCCAACCUCCCCCAAACACGAACUCAGGCCGCGGUCUCAGCAUCGUGGAUGCCUUCUUCCCGACUCGCGCACCUGACACGACACCCAUUCCCAUCCCCCCUUCCGUGCGCAAUCUGUACAUCUAUCUUCCCAUGGAGAUCACGGGGUUUUCCACCACCGAUCGGUACAGUGGAAAACCUGAGAAAGUCAGACUGUUCACGUGGAGGGCCGAGCCAUUCGACGACCACGUCGACGAGGAGGGACCGCAGAACCUCUACGGUCUAUCUAACGCCAUCGACGACGUCCUCAUUUUGUUCCGGCACAUCCCCCUCACCCAGCUCACGUUCAUCGCCCACGGCCCGUUGCACCCUGCCGACAACCGGUGGGACGAGCUCUUCCGCGCGUUCCCCGCGCUUGAGUACCUCUACGUCGUCGGAGACGGGACUCCCAUUGCCAUCCUCCAUGCGCUCACUCCUUCACCCUUAGACGACUCACCUGCGCCCUGUACGGCCCUGGAAAGCUUGACGUACAUGAUCAACAAGCCGAAUGUGGAAGAUACGAAGGCAACCUUCGAGGCUACAAUUGAAUGCCUCCGGGCUCGUGCGGCACGAGGGAUGCAUCCUCUGCGGGAGCUGGAGAUAAAUGUGGACCUGCCGAGGACGCGUGAGGAGCGGGAACCCCCGGUCGAUGUCGAGCCGUACCUGGCGCAGCUGCGCGAGAUGGUGUCGGGCGAGUUCGAGUUCUUGGAUUCGCUUUUCACCGUCGUGCUCACGGCCACAGACCACUCUCCCUUUUCCCGGCCGUCCACCACUGUUCCCCCGCAUACACCCACCUGGAAACCUGCCUCCUCCACUGUCAUCAGCGCAGCAGAUCCGCCACUCUCCUCCUCUCUGUCUCUGUACAUCAAACCAACCAUGAAUCGGUCUCAACCACAACAGUCAUCGUCCCGCAUCCUCAAGCGCAAACGAGACGACUCGCUCGAGCCUUCAGGCUCUUCCGGAGAUGCCCAAACCACCAUCGACAUCCUUCACAACGACGACGACCCACCUUCCGACGCUGAUACGGAGAUCAUCGAGCCCGAGAAGUCAAACGAGGAGUGCAUUGCCGCCGCGGUCGAGGCGGGAGUCAAGGUGCGCGACUACGCCUACCAACGCCCUAAGAACCCCGUCGCCCCUGCGCCCGAGAUCUGGUGGUCGCCCCUCUCCACCCUCAUAGCGUACGACCGGUACCUCCGCCUGUCCGCUGGCUAUUGCCUGCCCGAGAUGGUCCCCACUGGCAAGGUCCUCUACCACCUCCGCGCCGCCGGCUGGAUCUCGGCCGCAGAGGCUGACUGGAACUGGUCCAAGGCGGACAAGGAGCGCGUCGCCGCAUACGCCGACCGCCCGCAAGGCCCUUACUCCGUCGUCAUCCCCGCACACAUCAAGCGUCCGACGCGCGCGUACCGCGCCGCGCUCCUCCGCGCGAUCCACCACCCGAGCCAGGACGACGUCCCGGAGAAGCAGAUCUACAUUCCCGAGGACGAGCCCGACAUGGACGACGGCCCGCCGCGCGUGUCCGCAUUCCAGUUCGCGCGGCUAUCCCUCGUUCCGCGCGCCGCACUCGACGUGGGGCCGUCCGCCCCUUCCACCGCGCAAAUUCGCCCGGCGUACCGCACCCACAAACGCCGCCGCAUCAGCGGGCCCAUUCUCAGCAUGCCCAUCCUCCCCUCCACUCGCGACGGGACCACGACGGCGCCGGCGGAGCUCCAAGUGGCUUUCGCUUCUUCCUCAUCGCCUGAUGGCGGUUCCCUGGGCAGGAGUGCCAGUCUCUCGUCGAUGCGCUCGGACACGCCCCCGGUCGAAGACCUCCCUGCCCCGGCGCCCGCACCAGUGAGACGCACCCUUGGCCGGACCAAGACCCUCGCGAGUAUAUCCGUACGGUAG